ACUCUCUAUAUUCAUUAUCAAUGCGAUCCCACAAACUAUCACACCACAACCAUGUUUGAAAAGCUACUGUCGAAAUUAGAAGACCCCAAUUACCCUCUUCUGGGUCCAAACAUAAAAUGCCUGAAAUUCUGGGGGCUUUUAUUGCCAGAAGAAAAGACUUUCAUGAGAAAAUUUUACAUUUGCGUGCAUUCAUGCAUGUUUUGCUUUAUGAUAACCGAAUUCAUUGAUAUCUGGUACAUAGGAUCUGACAUGAACCAACUGAUCACCAACAUGAAGAGUACAAUGCUCGCUAUAGUCAGCGUAAAUAAAGUUGUAACCUACUUGUGGUGGCAGAAAGAUUGGAAAAACAUCAUGGCUUAUGUCACCAAAGCGGAUAUUGAAGCCAGAACCAGUACAGAUGAAGAGAAUAGAGAAAUAAUAACUGUGUACACGAGAUAUUGUCGUAGGAUCUCGUAUCUCUACUGGUUGUUGACGUAUACGACAGCGGCGGCGGUGAUAGCGCUGCCGAUGUCUUAUUGGUUUUCAUCGUCUACGUACCGUGACAACGUGAGAGAUGGAACUGAGGACUACUAUCAGGUUGUCAGCUCUUGGGUACCGUUCAAUAAGAAUAAACUUGGAGGUUACCUAGCAGCGUCAGCAGUGCAGAGCUUCGCCACCACGUACUGCGGCGGCUGGAUCUCCUCCUAUGACACCAACGCCAUCGUCAUCAUGGUCUUCUUCAAGGCUGAGCUUCAGCUGAUCAAGAAUAGAUGUUCCAAGAUCUUCGAAGUGGAUGACGAGGAAGAAAUUAUGAAUAGGAUUAAAGAGUGUCACAGAAGACACAAUGUAUUGGUAAAAUACGUAAAGCAGUUUGAUUCUUGCCUGUCGCCGGUAAUGUUUCUCUACAUGAUAGCUUGUUCUGUAAUGCUCUGUUCCAGCCUUUAUCAAACCACGUCGCAAGCGAGUUUCACACAGAAGCUGCUGACUACUCCGUAUCUGCUGCUCGGAGUGUCGCAGCUGUUCAUGUACUCGUGGCACGGAAAUGAAGUGUCCUUCAUGAGUAACGAGCUGAUCCGGGGAAUAUACGAGAGUGGAUGGUGGAAGAAGGCCACAGUCCGUAGAGAGAUCAUACUGCUUGUUGGAACUCUCGACCGACCCAUAGAGUUUACUGCUGGACCGUUCUUCAAUCUCACUAUUGCUGUGUUUGUACGGAUCUUGAAAGGAGCCUACAGUUACUACAUGAUUAUUAUCAAGAAGUAAAAGUAAAGUUAAUUUACUAUUCACAAUUAUCAAUUUUAUAAGCACAUAUUACAUAUACCUACCAUGGAAUCUAAUUCCAUCUAGUUUACACAAAUAUUGUAGCUGUUAUACAUACAUAGUCAAAGUAAUGAAAAUUCUGAAAUUUUAUUUUUGCUAAACACAAUAAGUACCUAUUUGAAACAAUCACUGUACUUUUUACACUGUACUUAUUGUUAUUACAAAUCUAGUAGGUAAAAUAUAAAUAAAAUUAUGAGGUAAAAUUAUUUUGCUAUUUUCAAACCCUGCUUAAUUAUGUUUGAUAGUGUUUCAUUAAACUUAACAAGCAUUUCCACUGUUCACUUAGCAAAGACUCGUCCAGUUGAGAUUUCCACAAUCACUGGCACUCUUAAAACUAGAGUGCUAGAGUUAUAUUUUGCUUGGAAAUAAAUUGGCAAAAUAGCCAACUUACGAACGACUUUUCCAGUGCUUCUUCAAAGGAAAGAUCUUGGAUGCAUUUCUGCUAAAUACAGUGUGUCCACCAACCCGCACUA
Molecule: messenger RNA, 1769 nt
Organism: Plutella xylostella (diamondback moth)
Lineage: Eukaryota; Metazoa; Arthropoda; Insecta; Lepidoptera; Plutellidae
Product: odorant receptor 10
Biological process (GO): detection of chemical stimulus involved in sensory perception of smell; sensory perception of smell
Cellular component (GO): plasma membrane
Molecular function (GO): olfactory receptor activity; odorant binding
Source: RefSeq, a predicted model, not a curated record